AUGUACCAGAUGCGUCCUGACAUAGCUGAACUUCCUCCGCCUCGCCCAGGCUGGACAAAGAUAACGCUGCCGCUAAUUACUAUGGAGAUCACGCAGGCCCAGCGAAAACUCUGGCUCCUGUCUCUUUCGUCUAAACCUACCUCAACUAAGCAGGCCAUCCACACCAAGACUCUGCGAGACCUCCGCCACCGUGUUGAGUCCGUUGGCCGGAUCUGCAGCUCGUACGUUCCCAUUCAAACUCUCACCCAAUACGCAUCCUCUUACAUGCUCCAUAAGAUGGAGCUCAAUACCCGCCAGCAGCUCGCUUUCACUAACGCCAGCUGUGACAAGUUGAGCAUGAACUUGGCUAUCGAGGAGGACCUGGUGGCGGCGUGCCCAAGCGUGGAUAGAGCUUGGAGAGCUGCCAAUGCAAGCUUGGAGCUGGAGAUGCAGAGGCAGUGCAACAAUGGCACGGCGCUGAAGCUGAAGCUGAUUGUAGCACAGAAGCUGAAGAAGAGGGCAGAACUGAUUCGGGGUGCGCUGGCCAGCAGCCGAGCAGCAGAAGGAGGAGGAGGGGACACUGCAGGUGCCAAGGAUAUGCGCUCCAGCCAGCCAUAG
Molecule: messenger RNA, 597 nt
Organism: Trichoderma harzianum CBS 226.95
Lineage: Eukaryota; Fungi; Ascomycota; Sordariomycetes; Hypocreales; Hypocreaceae
Exons: 3
Coding region: 1-597 (198 amino acids)
Source: RefSeq, a predicted model, not a curated record